Suillus plorans is the source of this 4356-nucleotide messenger RNA. Its product is annotated as ABC protein. Gene Ontology annotation, molecular function: ATP binding; ATP hydrolysis activity; ABC-type transporter activity. NCBI's taxonomy places the organism in Eukaryota, Fungi, Basidiomycota, Agaricomycetes, Boletales, Suillaceae. Bases 1 to 4356 code for a protein of 1451 amino acids. The record is from RefSeq and is a predicted model, not a curated record. Gene Ontology annotation, biological process: transmembrane transport. The transcript has 38 exons. Gene Ontology annotation, cellular component: membrane.
AUGAACUCCCAACGGUCAGAAGAAUCCGUGAGGGGGGACAAGGAAAAGGUCGAGGAGGUCAACGCAGCCAACAUUCAACCUUUAAACCUUCAGCUCGAUACCGGCAAUGAGUAUACCAACUUUCGUCAUAAAUGCUGGCAGUUGUGGUUACCUAAGGACCCACCACCUCCAGCGCCUUCGUCUCUGGAGGAUGCAGCGCUGACGCCUUUGGUCAAUGCUUCUAUUUUCUCUCGGCUCACCUACUCCUGGGUCACUGAUAUAAUAAUUCUCGGAUAUCAACGCACAUUACAAGCAUCUGAUCUAUACAAAAUGGACCCAUCCCGAGAGUCGACCGUCCUUGCCGCUAAACUUGAAGCUGCAUGGCAACGGCGUGUCAAGGCAGCAGCCGACUGGAAUGCACAACUUAAGAACGGAAAACUCAAACCAUCUCUCUUCAAACGUAUCGUCUGGACCAUGCAUGCAAUUCCAAGGAAUGAUAAAAAACAAGGCGCGACUUUGUCUGAGCGAUAUGCAGCGUUUCACAACCAUUGGCGAGAAUGCGGGGGGCGGAAAGAGGCCAGCCUUACUUGGGCUUUGAAUGAUGUCUUUUGUGGUAUGUUCUGGAUUGGAGGUAUAUUCAAGGCAUGGGUCGUCGCUGACACGGCACAACUCAUGGUUCCUAUCGUCCUUCGGCACAUCAUCAUCUUUGCGCAGGAACGUUCCGCUGCGACCAUUGCAGGAACACCUGCCCCUAAUGUCGACCGCGGUAUUGCCAUGGCUCUUGGGCUCUUUGCGCUAACUAUGGUGUGCAGAGUCUGCUCCCACCAGUUUUUUUGGCAUUCAAUGACAACAGGCGUACUGGCUAGAGCCGCGCUGAUAUCAUGCAUCUACGAGCGUGGUGUGAAUCUCACGGGCAAAGCGCGCAUCAAACUCAACAACGCCACACUUAUUAACCAUAUUUCUACCGACGUGAGCAGGAUUGACGCGUGUGCGCAGUGGUUUGUGAGCUGGACCGCGCCUAUUCAGGUCACAGUUUGUUUAAUCAUUCUUUUAACUGAGCUCGGGCCGUCUGCACUCGCUGGUUUCUCGCUAUUUGUCCUCAUGAUGCCGAUUCAACAGCGGUUAAUGGCAGUGCAGCGCCGUAUUCGCUCAGUAUCGAUGAAAUGGACUGAUCAACGAGCCAAAGUUCUGCUAGAGGUACUCGGAGCUAUACGAGUUGUCAAAUACUUCACAUAUGAAGUUCCUUUCCUUCAAAAAAUCUUCGACCUUCGAAAGAAGGAACUGCAUGGUAUUCGAAGGAUUCUUCAUGUAACUUCGGGGAACUUGGCCCUCGCGGCUUCGAUGCCAGUCCUCGCUGCCACACUAGCUUUCGUCACAUACACCCUGACAGCACACAACUUCAACAUUGCUGUCAUAUUCAGUUCGUUCAGUUUAUUCCAGCUUCUCCGGCAACCAAUGAUGUUCAUGCCUCGCGCUCUAUCGGCUAUCCCCGAUGCGUCCAGCGCGAUUCAGCGGCUCACACACGUGUUCCGCGCGGAACUUAUUUCUGAAGAUACACUCGUGAUUGACAAGGAUCAAGAACCCGCGCUUCUGAUAAAGGACGCGACAUUUGAGUGGGAGUCGUAUAUAAAGGAUUCUGGUGAGGCUUUCAGCUCGAAGGGUGCACACGGCGGCGGUCCGCCGAGGGGCAAGGACAGAAGUGUGAAGGAGGACACGACAAAGGAAAAGCCCGCUCUUGGAAAGGAUACACCUAUUUUUCAGGUAAAGAAUGUGACCAUGACCAUUCCGCGAGGUCAGCUUGUUGCUGUAGUUGGGCCUGUCGGGAGCGGCAAGUCCAGUUUAUUGCAAGGACUGUUAGGUGAGAUGAGGAAGGUCUCUGGGCAUGUUUCGUUUGGCGGUCGCGUUGGUUAUUGUCCACAGACCGCGUGGAUUCAGAAUGCUACGUUGCGUGAUAAUAUUACUUUUGGCCAUCCGUUCGAGGAGGACAGAUAUUGGCGCAUUAUUGAGACCGCUUGUCUACUUCCAGACCUCCAACUCCUCCCAGAUGGAGAUUUAACUGAGAUUGGCGAAAAGGGAAUCAAUCUCAGCGGAGGCCAGAAGCAGAGAGUCAACAUUGCUCGUGCUCUGUACUUUGAACCUGAAAUCGUUAUAUUUGAUGACCCGCUCUCGGCAGUGGAUGCUAAUGUUGGAAAGUCCUUAUUCCAAGAUGCCAUCGUGGGUGCGCUGCGAAAUCGUGGCGUUACUGUCAUUCUGGUCACGCAUGCGAUCCAUUUCCUCUCUCAAGUAGAUUAUAUCUAUACCAUGAACAACGGCAUCAUCACGGAGAGUGGAACUUAUGAGGAUCUGGUCUCUCGCGGUGGUGAUUUUGCACGUUUCGACCUAGAGUUCGGUGGCCAUGCGUCGGAGGGGGAAGAUGAAACCCAGGAAGAGGAAGUCACUCCGCAGACACGCAUUACCAUCGAGGAUGUGAAGUUGAAGUCAAAAAGAGCCAAAAAGAAGGCUACUGGCAGUGGUAAAUUUGAAGGUCGCUUGAUCGUCAAAGAGAAGCGGUCGACAGGCUCCGUGUCCUGGAAAGUGUACUGGACCUACUUUGUUGCGGGACGCGGUUCGAUAACAGGUCCCAUACUCCUUCUCAUCAUGCUUGCGAUGCAGGGGUGCCUGAUCUUGAACUCGUAUACGCUAGUUUGGUGGGAGACCAACAAAUUCAACCGACCAAACUCGUUCUAUCAGACGCUGUACGGCUGUCUAGGGACUGGUCAAGCGUUUUUCACAUUCUUGCUUGGUGCUGGAAUGGAUUUCAUGUCCUAUUAUGUGUCUCAAAGUCUGCACCACAAGUCCGUACGCAACGUCGUUCAUGCAUCCAUGUCCUUUUUCGAUACUACACCUAUGGGCCGAAUCCUAAGUAUCUUUGGAAAAGAUAUCGACAGUAUUGACAAUCAACUACCACUUAUCAUUACGCUGUCCAGCGCGAUGGGCUCUAUUAUCAUCAUUUCUGUCCUUGAACCGUACUUUGUUAUUGCUAUGUUUUUCAUCGUUCUCGGUUACAGCUACUUUACUGCCUUUUAUCGAGCUGGUGCUCGUGAAGUCAAGCGCCUGGAUUCAAUGCUUCGCUCUCUUCUGUAUGCCCACUUUUCGGAGACCUUGACAGGACUUCCUACAAUCCGAAGCUACGGAGAAAUGAAACGUUUUAUUGCUGCCAAUAGAUACUACAUUGAUUUGGAAGAUAGAGCACUAUUCCUCGUGGUUACGAACCAGAGGCAAGUAACCUUAUACACAUGGCUUGCAAUAAGGUUGGACUUCAUGGGAGCCAUAUUAAUCUUCAUUGUCACUCUUCUCGUAGUGAUCGACGUCUCCGGGAUAAACGCCGCUCAGAUAGGGUUGGUACUGUCGUAUACCACCUCGCUGUCACAAAUGUGUGGCCUGUUAACCAGACAAACAGCAGACGUCGAGAAUCACAUGAAUGCAGUGGAGCGAGUGGCACAGUACGUUGCAGGCGACACGAUACCUCAAGAGGCUCCGUAUGAACUCGAAGAACAAAAGCCCCCGGCGCAAUGGCCUGAACAUGGCACCAUCGAAUUCAGCCACGUUAAAAUGGCAUAUAGGCCGGGCCUUCCCAACGUAUUGAGAGGUAUCUCCAUCAAGAUUAGGGGAGGCGAAAAGAUAGGCGUUGUUGGAAGGACUGGUGCUGGCAAAUCUUCGUUGAUGCUUGCACUGUUUCGGAUUGUUGAGAUGUCUGGUGGUUCAAUUACUAUUGAUGGUAUCGAUAUAUCUACAAUUGGUCUCCAAGAUCUCCGUUCCAAGAUUUCUAUCAUCCCACAAGAUCCCAUUCUAUUUAGCGGGACCAUACGCUCCAACCUAGAUCCAUUCUCGCAAUACAGUGACACGGAGCUAUGGGAUGCACUGCGUCGAUCUUGUCUGCUUGAUUUCAGCACCACUUCGAAACAGUCAUUUUCCAGUGAUGGCGUCGGAAGCGAGCAAGCUCCCACCAACCGCCACCACCUUGACAGUACCAUUGAGAGCGAGGGAGCGAACCUCAGUGUUGGGGAGAGAUCUCUGCUCAGUCUAGCUCGUGCGCUGGUGAAAGACUGCAAAGUCGUUGUGCUUGAUGAGGCCACGGCCUCUGUCGAUCUUGAUACUGAUAGUAAGAUCCAGCACACUAUCCAAACGGAAUUCCAGGAUCGGACGCUACUUUGCAUUGCCCACCGACUUCGUACUAUCAUUUCAUAUGACCGGAUUCUGGUCCUUGACGCCGGCCUUGUUGCUGAAUUUGAUACUCCAUCCAAUCUUUUCAAAACCGAGGGUGGGCUUUUCCGCCAAAUGUGCGAGAGGAGCAACAUCUCGUUGAAAGAUAUACUAGAGUCGAGUAGACAGGUUUAA